UAUAAACCUUACCACAAAUACUUCUUCGUAAUUAAAUCCCACUUCUUGUCCUAACAUUUCCUUAGGACAUUUCAUCUCUUGACAAAAAUGGCCGAUCAAUUGAGGAUCCAUCCGGUCAAUCAAGACCCGGCGGAGGAGGCGGCGCCGCCCUCAAAACCCACCGCCCCGUUGGUGGGCCGAGGUUCGCACCCAUCGGAAAACGGCGAUCCCGAGCGGCAAUAUCCGCCGCCUCCCGCACGUGGCAUUCCGUAUAAGCCCACAAAGAGUCGGAGAUGUUGCACGUGCAAGAAGUGCUUUUGUUGGACCGUCUCUUUUGUUAUUCUCGUGAUACUAAUAAUCGGGAUCUUGGCCGCGGUCGUGUACUUUGUGUUCGACCCGAAAGUCCCGAAAUAUUCGGUGGAUUCGAUGAGGAUUACGGAGUUUAAUUUGGGGAAUGACAAUAGCUUGUCGGCGGCGUUCAAUGUCAAUAUCACGGCGAGGAAUCCGAACAAGAAGAUCGGUAUUUAUUACGAGGGGGGAAGUCGUUUGAGCGUAUGGUAUACGGGUACAAAACUAUGCGAGGGAUCGCUUCCAAAGUUCUACCAAGGGCACAGGAACACGACCGUGCUGAGCCUAACACUGACAGGACAGACGCGGGAUGCGGCGGGUCUGCUGCAGUCGGUGCGGACGACGCAGCAGCAGACGGGAAGCGUCCCGUUGAAUCUUCGGGCUCGGGUUCCCGUCAAACUGAAGUUGGGAAAAUUAAAGCUCUUCAAAUGGAAGUUCUUGGUGAGGUGCAGAUUGAAUGUCGACAGUUUGAAUGCAAAUAAUGAUAUAAGGAUUAGCAAUAGUCGAUGUAGGUUUAGGUUUAGGCUCUGAUUAUAUAUUAUGAUUGAUUAUUAUUAUUUGGUUUUUGGGUGUAUUAUUAUUAUUUUUUUUUUUUUUGUAUUUAUUGCUGUAUUAAUAAUGUGGAGGGCUGUUUUGCACUCCUUGCUUCUUU
This is a messenger RNA of Andrographis paniculata, 979 nucleotides long. Its product is annotated as NDR1/HIN1-like protein 6. The transcript is spliced from 2 exons. The record is from RefSeq and is a predicted model, not a curated record. Gene Ontology annotation, cellular component: plasma membrane. NCBI's taxonomy places the organism in Eukaryota, Viridiplantae, Streptophyta, Magnoliopsida, Lamiales, Acanthaceae. The coding region runs from base 88 to 858 and encodes 256 amino acids.